AAGGGCAGGAUUUGAAGCGCCGCGUUCAUUCGGCGUCGGACACGACGCCAUCAUGCCCAGGAUCCGCCGUCGUCUCCGUCCCCGGGCCGAGGACACCGUCCUAGUCGCCCUGUACUGCACCUGCGUCCUGGUGGUGCUCUCGCCAUCCUCGGUGAGCGCCAAGUCCAAGUUCGAGACUCUCGUUCGGAUGGAGGCCCUGGGGAACUGCCCCGAGUACCCCGACGUCCCCAACCGUUUCACACAUUCGAGCAUCUUCCCUGCCGGAAAGACCCAGUGGGCGAAGGCCACCUUCGUGUUCACAAAGAACUACACCAAGUUCACCAAGGCGGUGGCUCGCAUCAACAGGUGCGAAAACAGGAAUGACCCUCACUGCGAACCGUACCAGAACUGGCGCUUCGGAGACGAGACCUGUUCGUUGCUCACCAUGAAGGGCAUGAUCUGGACGCCACUGUUCCACCUCGUGCCGGCCCUGUCCUGCAACCCUAUCCGGGCGGGCACGUAUCGCCUAGAAAAUGUGACGGUCGAUGUGGAAAGGCUGAAGGUCAUAAACUUCCCGGACAAGGGCUACUUUAAGGUGGGCAUCGAAGUGGAUGCUGACAAGAUUGCGAGGGUAGUGUGUUACUACUUCGAGCUGUCGUUUAUGAAAGUUCGAAUCUGAAGGACACCUGCUUGCCCAGAAGUGAAAGUGAAAACAAGGGAUAUAUUAAUGGCUCACAAGUUAAUUUUAUGCUGAGGAAUAAACUCGUUAUCCCCUAAAAUAUAA
Molecule: messenger RNA, 763 nt
Organism: Frankliniella occidentalis (western flower thrips)
Lineage: Eukaryota; Metazoa; Arthropoda; Insecta; Thysanoptera; Thripidae
Exons: 3
Coding region: 53-658 (201 amino acids)
Source: RefSeq, a predicted model, not a curated record